AACCGGUUAAAACCUAUACUCUAGCAAAUCAUUUCUGAAAGUCAGUCCGCUUUCCUUCCGGGCCGUCUCAUCUCAGAUAAUAUUUUGUUGGUGGCCGAGAUGGGGCAUUUUUUGCGUAGGAAGAGGAAACGCUUGACGGGUUGGGUGGGCUUGAAGUUGGAUAUGGCUAAAGCUUAUUAUUGUAUAGAGUGGCCAUUUCUGCGAACUAUGAUGGGAAAACUUGGCUUUGAUGAGGAAUGGAUCAACCUAGUUAUGUUAUGUGUCUCCACCGUUCGGUAUCAGAACAAGGUCAGUGAAUGUGUGCUCCACGGGAUUCGGGUUGCUAGAAGAGCUCCCCCAGUCUUGCACCUUCUUUUUGCGGAUGAUAGUCUUUUGUUUUUUAAGGCAACACUGGAGGAGGCUGUGGUGGUCAAGAGUUUCUUAUCGGAGUAUGAGAGGUUGUCCGGGCAGGUUGUUAACUAUAGAAAAUCCAGCAUUUGUUUUAGUUGCAACAUCCCCACUCUGACAAGAGACUUUUUAUCUCAAUUUUUUGAUGUGGAGCAAGCUUCCGAUUUUGGUAAAUAUCUAGGUCUCCCCCCUUUCCUGGGAAGAAAUAAAGCUGAUGUGUUUUCAUAUAUCCAUGAAAAGAUUCGUGUGCGGAUGAGUGGGUGGUCAAAGAAACUUCUCUCGAAGGCCGGAAAGGAAAUUCUGCUGAAGACAGUUGCGUUUUCAUUGCUUGAACUUCGUCUAGUCAUCGCGGGGUUUGGGCGAUCUGGAAAGCACGCAAUAAGGCGGUUUGGGAGAGGCAGUUCUCAAACGGGCGGCGAAAAUUUGUUAUGGAAGCUUCCCCUUCCACAGGCUUAUGGACCCGAAGACAUAGCAUUUGAUCCAAAAUCGGAAGGGCCCUAUACCGGCGUUGUAGAUGGUAGAAUUCUUAAAUAUGUCAAUGGCACAUUUGUGGAAUUUGCCACCACUUCACCUUUUAGGAGAAAAGAAGAAUGUGAGGUAAAAGGUUAUCCAAAGUUCCGAAUCGCGUGUGGAAGGCCCACGGGCCUCAACUUCGACCAACGCACAGGGGAGCUCUAUAUCUGCGACGUUUUAUAUGGGCUUUUAAAGGUCGGCCCAAAUGGUGGGCUGGCCACUCAGAUAGUGGCCGGCGUCAAUGGUCAAAACUUCAGCUUUCUAAACGCGGUGGAGAUAGAGAAGUCAACGGGGAAUUUGUAUUUCAUAGAUUCCGGCGCCAUAUUCCGCACAGUGGAAAAUCCAAGGAUUCUGGGGAGUGGAGACACAACAGGGAGGCUUUUAAAGUACGAGGCGACGACAGGUGAAGCAACAGUUGUUCUAGACGGGCUUUCGGGGCCCGGAGGAAUGGCCAUGAGCAGCGACCAAACAUUCCUUGUCAUCUCCGAGUACAUCUCGGGAAAGGUUGUCAAGUAUCACAUCAAAGGCCCGAAGGCGCAUACAACCGAGACACUACAACUCGAAAACGUCAAAGGGAACCCGGGAAAUGUGAAAAGGGCCAAGCCGGAGGGGUUUUGGAUGGCCAUGAACAUCUUUAAUGAGGAACCAAACCAACCAAGUAUUCCUACCAAAGAGUCCUUUGCGGUGAAGUUUGAUGAGAACGGAAAGGUUUUGGCUACUAGGAAAGUUAGCAUUCAUUUGCCAAACCUUUUGAGUGGGUAUUUGGAACAUGGUGGUAGAGCUUAUGCUGGAUCAAAUGCGUCGGACUUUCUUGGUGUGGGAGUCACCGAUCCCAAUGAUCACUUGGUCGCGUACCAAACCCACAUGUUGAUGCAUGACGUGGAGGACGAGAUCCAAUGUCGCCUCUUCGUAGGAACCUUGGAGGGGCCGGCCGUAAAAUGGUUCCUCACCCUUCCUAAUGGGACCAUUGAUUGCUUCAAAGAUCUUGCUCAACUUUUCCUCAAUGCCUAUGGAGGAAGGUUCCAGCCAAAGAAGCACUUCACCCAUCUUUUCUCCCUAAAGCAAAAGGAGGGAGAAACCAACACUGAGUUGGUACAAAGGUGGAAUGAGGCGAUCAAUGAGGUGGAGCCCAUGGACGAUAAGACUUCCAUCGCUCUAUUCAUGAGUGUUCUCAGAUCGGGGGAAUUGUUCAGAAGGUUAGAUUACGAUACCCCCACUUCUUACAAGUCUAUGAUGGCUAGGGUCAACAAGUUUUGUGCCACGGAAGAGUCGGACCGCCUAAAAGGAAAAGAUGAGGGAGCCUUGCACAAAGGUUCAGAAAAAGAAAAGAAAGGCGAAAAAACUAAGGCGACCACUCUCUCCAUCCCUACCCUUAAGCCGCUGGCUGCACCGGUGGCAGAAAUUAAGAGCAAGGAGGGGGGUGGACAGAAGAGGAAACGUGGAGACCAAAAAAGAAGGCAGUGGCCCUAUGACCUAGAAAAAUAUUGCAACUUCCAUAGAAGGCAUGGGCACGCCACCGAAGAAUGCCAAUUCUUCAAAAAGAUGGAAGGAGAGAUGAAGGAAAGGGAACCGAAUGCUAAUCGAGAACCAAAGCAAGGAGUUUGCUGCUGUAAUUUUCGAGGUCAGUUCGGGUUGUUUGUUUCAAUCUGUUCUCACGUGUUCUCUGGUCAGUUUUUUGGAUACUCAGAAGAGAUGAUGUCUGAGGACGGAAAGAUCAGGAUAGAGAAGUUUGAUGGGCAAGAUUUUGGAUGGUGGAAGAUGCAAGUCGAGGACUUGCUAUGUCAGAAAGAUCUUCUUCCAUGUUUGACAGGUCAGAAACCCGAGAAGAUGAAGGAUGAAGAAUGGGCUGACUUGGAUAGAAAAGCCCUAGCUGUCAUCAGGUGCACUUUGACAAAGAAUGUGGCUUUCAACAUCGUGAAAGAGACCACUGCUCGUGGGGUUAUGACAACGUUGUCAAACAUGUAUGAGAAACCUUCCGCGUCUAAUAAGGUAUUCUUGAUUAGACAAUUAAUUAACACUCGUAUGCGGGAAGGUGGUUCUGUUACUACUCAUAUCAAUGUUUUCAAUACCAUUAUAUCCCGUUUGCUUUUAGUAGAUAUCAAAUUUGAUGAUGAGGUACAAGCUUUGCUUCUUUUAUCUUCUUUACCGGAUAGUUGGUCAGGAUCAGUCACGGCUAUUAGUGGUUCAGCUGGAAACACCACACUCACGUUUGAGGGAAUCCGUGAUUUUAUCUUAGGAGAAGACAUCAGGAGAAAGAAUACAGGUGAACCAUCAAGUUCUCUGCUGAGCACUGAGGGAAGAGGUAGAAAGAAAGAGAGGAGAAACAGUUACAGGGGAAGAUCUAAGUCCAAAGGCAGGAGAGGGAUGAAACUUGCUAAAAAUCCUGUUUAUCAUGGCAAGACGAAGCACAUCGGGAUGAGUAGGGACGCCCAACCUCAACAACAAGUCCAGGAGAACCCGGAGGAAUUUCCCCAAGUAGGAGUCAUCUUUGGCGGUCCAGAAACGGGAGUCACAAGCAAGGAGAGGAAGGAAUGGGCCUGCAAGCUAUAUGUGGGGUCCAUUGACAUAGGCCAAGCGGUCAAGAAAGGAAGAAGGGAGCCCAUCAUCUUCUCAGACGAAGAUUUGCCGCUCAUUCCUAGCCCUCAUCGAACCCCCCUGGUAAUUUCUAUGGCUAUUCACAAAUUUUUUGUCAAGAGAAUAUUGGUGGACACUGGAAGCAGUGUCAAUGUGUUGUACUGGAAGGCGGCCCAACAAUUGGGAAUCAGGAAAGAAGAUCUCACAAGGCUUAACAUGCCCUUAUCCAGUUUCACUGGAGACAUAAUUGAACCGGAAGGGUCCAUUAAGCUGGACGUCAUCAUAGGCGAGCGUCCAAAGGUGAGGCAUAUGAGGAUGGAUUUUGUGGUAGUUGAUAUCAAGUGUGCUCACAACGCCAUCUUAGGGAGGCCUGGACUCGAGGACUUAGGAGGGGCGUUAUCCCUUGAGCACUUAUGCCUCAAAUUUAGGACUCCUGAAGGUGUUGGGAGAGCCCUUGGUGACCAGCCCGCAGCCAAGAAGGCCUAUCUAAGUGCCUGCAAGAGGAUAGAUAAAGAGAACCUCAACAUACAAACCAUUGGGCAAGCCUUAGAAGAUAAAGAAAGGAAAGAGGAGGACCGGGAGAGGCCUAAGCCGGCUGUGGAGGUGGAAGAAGUGAUGCUAUUCCCUGAGGGGGAUCCAGAGAAAGUCAUAAGGAUCGCAAGAAGGGUCAAGUCAUUGCAGAUUUCAUGGGAGAUUCAUUCAGAUGGAUCCUGCGCUAAGGACGAUUCAGGAGGAGGAGCGGUCCUCACCUCCCCCGAAGGCUUCAAGGCUUAUCAUUCCUUUAAGUUCACAUUUCGGGCCACCAACAACGAAGCGGAAUAUGAGGCCCUCAUUGGAGUAAUCCAGAUUGCCCUAUUCAUGAAGAUAAAGCACAUUUGUCUUAAAUCCGAUUCAAAACUGGCCAUCGGACAACUAAAAGGAGAAAUGGAAGCCAAGGAAGGAAGGUUGAAAAGAUACAGGGACUGUGCCAGGACUCUAGUUAGACAAUUUGAGUAUUAUGAACUCAUAUAUGUUCCAAGAGAGGAGAAUGAAGAAGCGGAUAUGCUUGCCAAAUUAUGUAGGACCAUUCCCAUCCACAUGGGGGGUAUGGUAACGCAGCACGAGAAGACUUGUCCUGUUUGGGAAGAGGCAGUCCCUGUCCUUGAGAUAUCCGGUCCAGGUACAACUUGGAUGAGCCCCCUGAUCACAUACCUUGAGAGGGGAGAGCUCCCUAUUGACCCCAAGGAGGCCCGCAGAGUUCAAUUGAUGGCUCCCAAGUAUCAAUUGGAUGAAGCGAAAUUGUAUAAAAGAACCUUGGGUGGACCGAUGCUCAAAUGUUUGAGUGAGAGAGAAGCAAGAAGAAUACUGGAGGAAGUACACCAAGGAGUUUGUUCUGCCCAUCAAGGUGCUCUCACUCUAGCAAGAAAGGUGAUACUCCAGGGGUUCUAUUGGCCCACUCUGAAGAAGGAUGCACUGGAAUUGGUGAGGAAAUGCCCAACUUGCUAAGCAUUUGCACCAAUCCCUGGACGCCCAUCCACCUUUUACACCCUUGUCACUACGGCCAUCCCUUUUGCUAGAUCGGGGUUAGAUUUGGUGGGUCCUUUCGUCCAAGGGGCUGGAAGGAAGAAAUUUGCCAUUGUGGC
This is a messenger RNA of Cuscuta campestris, 5096 nucleotides long. The record is from the annotation of a GenBank genome assembly. NCBI's taxonomy places the organism in Eukaryota, Viridiplantae, Streptophyta, Magnoliopsida, Solanales, Convolvulaceae.